GGAUUGGUUGUUGGCGGGACCGACUGGGUGGGACACUGAUGCGCGAGAGAGAUGGCCGACUGUGAAUUCGGGAGCAUGCAGCGCGCUCUGCUUCUCCUCCUGAGCAGCCACGUGGCCGUCGCGGCGACGUCGCUCCAGCUCUGCGGCACGACGCCCUGCGUCGUUUACCCCAACAACUCGAUGACCCUCUUGGCCGACAACAGCACGAGCUUUCGCCGCCUUGGCCUUGAGACCGUCCAAGCGCUGCCGCCGUCCGCCGCUCGCUUGGAUCUCUCGGACAAUGCCAUCUCCGUCAUCUACCGUCGCCAAAACAGCUCGAUGCUCCAGUCGCUCAACGUGAGCCAUAAUCGACUUGUGUCGCUGGACGCGCUCACAUCGCUCUCGACGCUGACAACCUUGGAUGUCAGUCACAACGGCAUCACCGCGUUUCCGUCCGAUACGCAGCUCGGGCAACUGAGCGCGCUCACGUCCUUGAACCUCGCGAACAACGCCAUUACGACACUGCGGCUCGUCUCGCUGCCGCCCCAGCUCGCCUUCUUAGACCUCUCGGACAACCCGAUCAGCACGUUCGAGGUCUCGGAAGCGGUCUAUGCAGCGCUGGCCAUGCUCCCGCGUGAGAGUCUGCGCAAUAUUUCAACUACAGCGUCGUGCUUUGCGACAUGGCGUCUCCUCCACGACACGACGCGCGUCUGCGUGCUCGACGCAUCCUCGCCCGGCACGGCCUUUCUCUCUACAUCGUACGGCAUUCUCAUAGUCGUCCUCAGCGCGCUCGCGAUUGUUGCCAUCGCCGUGCUGCUCCUCAAGCGGAGGUACUUGUGUCGUCGGCGCUGUCAGCAGCCCGAGCUCGCCUUCCGCGACACGCGCCUCUCAUCCAACUACUCGCGGGUCGAGGAGAACCACCCGGUCGAGUACCGCAUCUCGCUCUCCGUUCAAGUUGACGUGACGUCGUUUUCGCACCAGCUGACUGCGCUCAAGGCACAUCGGUAUCCUAUCAAAGACCUCAAGAAGCUCAAGCUGCUGACGGCGCCGACGCUUACGACGACCACGUACGCUGCGCGCAUUGGCAACGACCGCGUCGACUGCACCGUGCUGACGCCGUGCGCGUCAUCUCCGGUCAUGCAAAAACACUUGCGCGGGCUCGUGCACGCGAUCCGAACGCUCGCAACGCUCUCACAUGAUAACCUUGUGGGGUUUGUGGGCUUUGCCGCGUCACCGUCGCUACUGGACCUGGCGCUCUUCACGGAGCCGAUGACGUAUGGAUCGCUGUCGACGGUCUUCAAGGACCCGAGCUUGAACAAGUACUUGCACUGGACGAGCAGCAAUGCGCUCAUGGUGCCCAAGACGACGAUGGCGCGCAGCGUCGCGGCCGCGGUCGCCUACCUCCAUGAGAAGAGCAUCGUCCACAACGCCAUCUCGACGGACACGGUGUUUGUAUCGAGCACGUGGCACAUCAAGCUGGGCGGUCUCGACCAAAGCGCGAACGUUGUCGGUGCUGACGACGCCGCUCAGUCAAAGGCAACCGAUGUGUACCUUCUCGGGCGAUUCUUCCAAGCGCUCGACUUGUCGAAUGCAGGCGAGCCCUCGGACGGAAUGCCCGACUAUAUGCAAAGCAUCACAGCGGCAUGCCUCCGACCCAAUCCGUUGGCGCGGCCGACCGCCGACGCCGUCGUCGCCUGGCUCUCGACCACCGGUCACGCGACCGAGAUUGCAAGUGACAUUGCCGUUGAAGUUGAAGCGGAGACUGCACCGUAA
Messenger RNA from Saprolegnia diclina VS20, 1752 nucleotides. RefSeq names its product serine/threonine protein kinase. Gene Ontology annotation, molecular function: ATP binding; protein tyrosine kinase activity; protein binding. Lineage: Eukaryota; Oomycota; Saprolegniomycetes; Saprolegniales; Saprolegniaceae. The record is from RefSeq and is a predicted model, not a curated record. The coding region runs from base 52 to 1752 and encodes 566 amino acids. The transcript is spliced from 7 exons. Gene Ontology annotation, biological process: protein phosphorylation.